Magallana angulata is the source of this 2335-nucleotide messenger RNA. RefSeq lists its product as uncharacterized. The record is from RefSeq and is a predicted model, not a curated record. NCBI's taxonomy places the organism in Eukaryota, Metazoa, Mollusca, Bivalvia, Ostreida, Ostreidae. The coding region runs from base 211 to 2007 and encodes 598 amino acids. The transcript has 12 exons. Gene Ontology annotation, molecular function: CoA-ligase activity.
UUCUAAUCAAUAACACGUUUUCGCGGAAUGUGACGUCACCGGUCAACAGUCUUUUUUAACAGUCGAUUUUAACAGUUCCAAUCCAACAGUUCCAGUCCAACAGUCAAUAUGCUGGACUUUUUUUCGUAUAGAGUUAUAUAGUAACUGUUUUACAGGGGUAUAACAAACCAGAAUAUUUGACCCGAGGUAUUAGGAAAGCCCUGUAGCGUUAUGUCGCCCGAUGCGGAAGGCGGAGCAAUUUCAGCCAAUUACCCUUCCACCGCUAUGCCGUCUGUUAAAACGAUGAAGCAUUUGGAAAGAGGGACACAAUUUCUCCUAAAGUCAAUCAAACCCAGCGGUACACUGAGGAAUAGGACACCGGGAAGACUUCGUCUAUUGGCGCCGUGCAGUUCAAGACAAUUCAGUUCCUCGACUGCACUGCACAAAAUUUACAAGUCUCGCUUCGAAGACAUACAGCUUGAACAGAAACCUCUAGGACAAUUUAUGUUGGAAAAAUUCGAAAAAUUUGGCGACCGUGUAGCUUUGGUCGAUUUUCUCACGGACAGAAAGUACACAUAUGCACAGUUGCGGAGUUCAGUUGUCAAAGUAGCCAGCGCACUAACAAGAUUAGGAUAUAAGAAGGGUGACGUCAUCUCUAUACAUAGUGUCAAUAUCCCAGAAUUUUCUAUCCUCCUUCUGGCGGCUGCAUCUGCAGGGAUAAUCGUUACAACGUCAAAUCCGGCGUACACAGCAGGCGAGCUCUCCAGGCAACUGGAACAUUCUAAUGCCAAGGCAGUGUUUACAAUACCCCAGCUUGUUCCUGUCAUUAGAGACGCCAUAGACAGCUCGGAUUCUUUAAAGGAGCUUGCAAAUAAAAUCACCGUUUUCGGCGAGAGUGAGGGAUGUCGACCAUUUUCCACUCUGAUGCAAGAUGAUGGCAAAGCUUUCCCGGAAAAUACCACCAUCAACCCCUUGGACGAUGUUUGUGUACUUCCAUACUCCAGCGGAACAACCGGGCUCCCAAAGGGUGUCAUGUUAACACACGACAAUAUAGUCGCCAACGUACAGCAAUUCAGGAAACUUCUCAAGGUAACAGAGGAUGAUACAUCUCUGGGAAUUCUCCCGUUCUUCCACAUCUAUGGAAUGUGUCCGGUGAUGAUGGGCGUUUUAGUUGAUGGCGGGAAAUUGGUGACCCUGCCAAAGUUUGACCCGGAAAUGUUUCUUAAGGCGUUAGACUCACAUAAGGUCACACAACUGCAUAUUGUUCCUCCAAUUGUUCUCUUCCUCGGGAAACACCCAAUGGUGUCUAAUUUUGACUUGAGCAACCUGAACACGAUAACUUCCGGCGCAGCUCCUCUGGGUGAAGGUCUCACUUACGAGGUCAUGACCAGACUGAAGGCUGUCAUUAGACAAGGAUAUGGACUGACGGAGACUAGCCCUGUCACUCAUCUCGACGUCAUCCCUCCAAACCCAGGGAGUAUAGGCUGUGUCAUUCCCAACACACUGUGCAGAGUUGUCAACGCUGAGACGGAUGAAGAUGUAGCCGAAGGUGAGGUUGGAGAAAUUUGUGUCAAAGGACCUCAGGUGAUGAAGGGGUACCUCAACAACCAGAAGGCUACUGACGAAAUGAUCAAGAAUGGCUGGCUCCAUACAGGUGAUAUCGGUCACUAUGAUAAAGAAAGAGACGUAUUUGUGAUUACUGAUCGACUCAAGGAGCUCAUCAAAUACAAGGGAAAUCAGGUAGCACCGGCAGAACUAGAGGACCUUUUGUUACAACAUCCGGCUGUUCAAGAUGUCGCUGUGAUCGGACUUCCGGAUGAAGAUGGCGGCGAAGUCCCUUUGGCUUAUAUUGUGAAGAAACCAAACCAAGAAGUAUCAGCUCACGAUAUUAUGUCUUUUGUUGAAGGUAACGUGGCGCACUACAAGCGGCUGAGGGGAGGUGUGGAGUUCAUUGACCAGAUUCCAAAGUCCCCCAGCGGCAAAAUCCUCAGGAGGAUUCUUAGAGAAUCCCUACCCAAACCAGUGUAACGGGAGAGAACCUAAACAAUCGCACGGACCAAUGCAUUUCUUGACUGACCCAUUGCAAUCAAUACUUAUAUGUAGACUUUUUAUUUUUCAUUUUACAAAUUUUAUGGAAGAUUUUUACUCAAUGCAAUGCAUUUUAAUUAAACAAACUAAUUUAAGUGAUUUUUUAGGUGUGCCAUUUAUUAAUCUUACAAUUUUAAUCCUCCAAUUCCAUGCACAUAUAUUUUACAUAUACAUUGUAUUUACACAGAGUGCAAAAACAACCCAGUUGUAUUUUUUUUAUUGACCAUGAUAAUAAAGAAUUUAAGCAUUGUAUGUAUAAGACUUAAUG